Molecule: messenger RNA, 2158 nt
Organism: Dendronephthya gigantea
Lineage: Eukaryota; Metazoa; Cnidaria; Anthozoa; Malacalcyonacea; Nephtheidae
Product: putative histone-lysine N-methyltransferase PRDM6
Exons: 5
Coding region: 147-1823 (558 amino acids)
Cellular component (GO): nucleus
Molecular function (GO): protein binding
Source: RefSeq, a predicted model, not a curated record
UCUGCGUACCGUUACCACAGGAAGAUACUCCCGGCUCGGCGUGGAAGGUUAUAUUUGGAACAAAAAAGUUGGAACAGUCCUGGAUCGGCGUGGUUGUUGCGACACGCGUUCGUACAAGGAUCAAUAUGAUCGGCAGUUGAAUCGACAUGUCCAACGAGGCGAGACCUGAGGACAAAGUUCGUCAGAAAAGUGGGGGAACAAGCCAGCACCCUGCUGCUAAAGUGGUUAAGGAGGGAGCCAAUUUUAAUAUACUAGAACAUUAUUUGUAUGGCAAGAAUGUUGUUCGUGCAAUUGACAUGCAAAAUAUACGGAAACAAAGAACCACGGACGAGUCUAGAAUUGAAAAGAAUAAUAACAGCACGUCGUCAGGUUCAAAAGCUGGCGUCGUAUGUUCGAGUCUAAACGACGGAGAAUAUUCUACCCACGCUCCUUUGCAGUCGUUACACCAGUUAGUACACGCAAAAGAUCAUGUGAUAGGCGGCAACAUCAAAGCAACUUAUGCAGUGAUGUCAUUUCCUGAUGAAGUGCAGUUGUGUACAUCAAGUAUACCUGGUUAUGUCUACGGAGUUUGCGCACGGCGACAUCUUCCUUCAGGGACAUGGAUCGGUCCUUACGAAGGACGGCGAACUGUUGAUCAGCAACAAGAUGGCUGUGAAAACCAUGAUUAUUUGUGGGAGAUUUACAAUCAGGGUAGUUUCUCGCAUUUCAUUGACGCCAGUGACGAGAACUGCUCCAGUUGGAUGAGGUUUAUACGCUGUGCAAGAUGCAAACAGGAGCAAAAUAUGUUGGCAUACCAGUGCGGACAAAAUAUUUACUAUCGUUCUUUUCGUGACGUUGCCGUUGGGGAGGAACUGUUGGUGUGGUAUAGCGACAGUUAUCAGAAACAUUUAGAGAUUCCACUGACUCUAAAUGAAACAGACCAGGCAAGAACUGAAGAACUUGCUGGAAAAGUUGAUGAGAGAGGACAGACAGGUAAUCUUGCAGUUCCAACCCCACAAGCUGCUGAGAUUCUCAGCUCUGUGCCUGAACUGCCAGGUCCUUUUCCGUCGGGAACUCCUGUAGACCAUAGCUACCCUCACGAGUCCCAUACUAUAACCGCACCACCAUUAAAAUCAGCGUUUCAUCACACCGAAAAUUCCCCGUUUUCGUCCAUCUCCCUCGAGCCAGCAACAACGACGACCACCGUUCAACAAGCUUUAGCUCAUCAAAUAAAGAAACGAAUCGAAAGCGAAAAGCAAUCACAAACCGAAGGACCUCUGAGAAGUAAUUCACCGAAAGAAGGCGAGAAUUAUACUUCGAGCGAAGUUAAAACAAGUAGUUUUCAAGAACAAAGUGAGAAGAGCGUAUUUCACCAGCAGAUUCACAGCAGCGAUUUUCAACACCAAAGCGCAGGAAAUUUUGAGCGCGAAGGUUUUAAAACCGCUGUACUCAAUGAUCUCAGUUCGCCAUUCAAAUGCAAACAAUGUGAGAAGGUUUUCACCCAGAGGAUUCAACUGCAAAUGCACGUGUGUCCAAAAUCGCCGUACAAACCUUUUCAGUGUGGCCAUUGUUCGCUGAGUUUCGCUCAGCCGUCGGAGCUUCGGAAUCACGUCGUGGUACACUCGAGCGAACGACCGUUCAAAUGCGGUUUUUGCGGCAGGUCGUUCGCUGGCGCGACUACUUUGAAUAAUCACGUGAGGACACAUACGGGAGAGAGACCGUUUUCCUGUAAAAGUUGCGGAAAGACAUUUGCGAUUGCCACGCAGCUCGCGAGACACACGCGUGUACUGGGUGAUUGUACCUGGGCAUGUGUCAAGCACGGUCGGAUCAACAUACCCGAGUGAAAGUUUGGUUGGAAAUGAUUAGGUGUGAAAAGACAUUCGCGAUUGCCACGCAACUCGCGAUACACCCGCGUGUAUCGUGUGAAUGUCACGAGUAUGUAUCAAACACGGACGGAUCAACGAAUCCAAGCUUGGUUUACAAAUAUUAAGUGUGUUAUUUGUGUAUUUUGAUAACUUAAGAUGGCGUGAACCUAAUUUUGUGCUUGUUUGAUUUUCUGGCCCAGUUAGUUUGUUGUGAAUCAGCUUGCCAGUAGCGCCUUUUACUACCUGUCUACUACUACUUUACACUACACGUUGAAAAAACGUUUUCUUUCAAAUUGACUUGAAAAAAGCUUUUC